AUGACCCUUACCCUUCUGCCUGUUCUGAAGAAAUUUGGUUCUUUCGAAAUGAAGAACAAUCAAAUCCUUGCAGCAGCUAGUCUGCUCUUCACCACUCAAGCCCUCGCCCAAAACGAGAUUUACAGCGGCAGCGGAUUUGGGACGUACUACUACGAUAUUGUCAACGCAAAUCAAUGCUAUACCGACUUCUCCAAUGCCAACUUAGGUCAAGUCGAAUGCAGUCUUACGCAGGUCUGGACGCUGGAGGAUGUCAACUCGGACUACUUGGUGGCCAUGAACCACACCCAGCUUGUCGAAGACAUGGGUAAAUACUGCGGCAAAAGGGUUAUUGUCUCUGUGAAUGGUGUGCCAUCUGAUAUGCCACUCUUUAUCGGUGAUGGCUGUGAGCGUUGUGCUACGGGAUCAUCAACGUCAACUACUUGGCAACCCGACGGUGCACCAGGACUUGAUUUCAGCUACAGCGUCGCUGAGAAAUUGUCGUCCCAGGCAUGUAAUGCCGGCCAUAUUGAGAUUUCAUGGGAAAUCGUUGAUGAGUUGGUCUAUCAAUUUGACUAUGAUGGUUCGGGAGGCCCUCAGGGCUUCGUUACUACUACCCCUGCCGGUCCAACAACAACAAAAGCUACCACUACUUCGGCUGCUACGCACACUGGGACUACUACAAAAGCUACAAUCACGAAGCAUAGCACGACUUUGAAAACUACCACGGCUAGCCCGACUCAAACAAGUGCUCCUUGUCAGGACAAUGUCUGGCAAUGCACUCCAGACGGCACUUCGCUUGAGCAGUGCAUCGGCAGUACUUGGACUAUUCGGGAAGUUUGCCCGUCUGGAACGAGCUGCCAUGGCACUUCCAACCCUUACUGCGCUUAG
Talaromyces stipitatus ATCC 10500 is the source of this 867-nucleotide messenger RNA. RefSeq lists its product as uncharacterized. Bases 1 to 867 code for a protein of 288 amino acids. The transcript has 2 exons. NCBI's taxonomy places the organism in Eukaryota, Fungi, Ascomycota, Eurotiomycetes, Eurotiales, Trichocomaceae. The record is from RefSeq and is a predicted model, not a curated record.